Mercurialis annua (annual mercury) is the source of this 528-nucleotide messenger RNA. RefSeq lists its product as uncharacterized. Gene Ontology annotation, molecular function: phenylpyruvate tautomerase activity. The transcript has 2 exons. The record is from RefSeq and is a predicted model, not a curated record. Lineage: Eukaryota; Viridiplantae; Streptophyta; Magnoliopsida; Malpighiales; Euphorbiaceae. Bases 107 to 451 code for a protein of 114 amino acids.
UACAUCAAAUUUAGGCUCGCACCUCAGUUUUUAAUAAAUUUGUUUCUUCUGCAACUUCUACUUGAGAAACUUUAUACAAGAACCAACCACUAAUUGAUAAGACACGAUGCCUUGCCUUUACAUCUCUACCAACCUUAACCUCGACGGUGUCGACACCGAUCCCAUUUUCUCCGACGCCACCAAAGCUGUCGCCACCAUCAUCGGAAAGCCUGAACACUUUGUGAUGGUGAUACUAAAAGGAUCAGUAGGAAUAUCAUUCAAUGGAAACAAAGAGCCAGCAGCAUAUGCAGAGGUAGUGUCAAUGGGUGGGAUCAACAAAGAAGUUAAGAGAAAUCUAAUUUCUACCUUAGGCCAUGUUCUUCAAACCAAUUUAUCAAUUCCUCCAGCUCGUUUCUUCCUUAAAGUUUAUGAUACUACUGCUGCCCAAAACACCCCUAAAUCCAAACUAUAAUCUUACUUAUAUUGUAACUAUUUUAUGAUUGUUAUGUCUUGUUAAUAAUUUUCUAUUUCAGUUUUCUGUUUACUCAA